GCCUAGAGCUGAAGGCAAAUGCUCAACUGCUGAGCCACCCAGAUGUUCCUAGGUUUCCAUUUCUGAAGGACAUUUAUUCCAGAUACAAUGUUUCUGGUUGAUUUUUUUUUUUUUUUUUCCAGUAAAGAUAGCCCCUGCAUUUCUUUGUGUGAAGUUCUGCUGAAAGACCAUUUAUAUUCUUAGAGGAGGUCUUUUACACAGGAGGAAUUACUUUUUUCAUGCUACUUCAAAGCUGUGUUCAUUUGUGAUUUUUGGUAAAUUGAUUAUAAUGUAUUGAUGUGUUUAUUUCUUGACCUCUAUCCUCCUCAGAAUUCACUGAGCUUCUUGAACAUGUCUUCAUAAGUCCUUUAGACCCGGUCCUUUUUCAUGUAUUUUUUGCUCUCCUCAGUGGAUAAUUUAAAAUGAGGAAGCUUUAGCUUGUCUAGGUCUUCCUUCUGCUUGAUCAAGUCAGUUGCUGACCCUUUAGAGUACUUUAAAAUACACUUUGUAUUUUUCAGCUCCUAAUUUCUGUUCAAUUGUUUUUUAUACUUUCUGUCUCUUGGGAUUUUUAUUUUGAUCAUACAUACUUUAUUGGAUAUCAUUUAGUUACCUGUUUUCUCUUGCUUCAGGUAUAUCUUUAUGUUAGUUUGUAUCCUUUGUCAGGUAAUUUAUAGUUCUUUAUUAAUUUAGGGCCAGUUUUGGAAUUUUCUUUUGUUCCUCUAAUUGGAACACAUUUUUCUGUUCACUCAUAUGCCUUGUGAUCUUUUGGUGAUGUUUGGGAAUUUGAAAACCAGUCCUGAACUCAGGAUUUAUGCACUUGCUUUUAUGGAGAACACAAAUAACAGCUAUCUGUGCUAUAAUUGUGGGGUCUAUCAAACAUUCUUAGGGGUGUGUUAUGUGUGAGUAUUUCUACUUUCACAGUUAAAUUAUUGCUGCUUGUUUCGUGUUAAUUGAGGAAUACUCAAAUAGCACUAAUGAUAUAUUCUUCUCAAUGUUCUUCACCCCUGCAGUCUCUAGUUUUUGAGCAAGUACUUACCUCUUCUGUGAGUCAUCACCACAAUGCGUCAAGUAGGUGUUCCCAUUCCCUCAGCCCUUCAUGUCAUGCAUCAAAGAAAGAAGUCCCCAGGAAGAUCAAAGAAGCCAAAUUACUGCCCACAAAGUUCCCUCAUAUCUUUCUCUCCUGAGCAGAGUCAAGUUUUCUCACUGUCUUACCACGGAGUGACAGAUAGGAUGAGCAACUAUUGUGGGCAAGAUCUUGCUGUCUCUAGUUUGAAUCUGGUCAACCUCGUUGGAAAAGUAAAGAGCCCUGGCACAUGAAGAGAAAGGAGAUCAUAGUCGCACACCCAGCUGUGAUUUCUCCAUGAAUCUCUUCUGAGAAAGAAAUCUAGAGGACAAAGUGAAAGAAGAAGAAAUGGCCAGUUCUCAGGGACUGCUGACAUUCAGGGAUGUGGCCAUAGAAUUCUCUCAGGAGGAGUGGGAAUGCCUGAACCACACUCAGCGGGAACUGUACAGGGAUGUGAUGUUAGAGAACUACGGACACCUCCUCUUCUUGGGUCUUGUGUGGAAGCCAGACUUCGUCAUUUUCUUGGUGGAAGAGAAGCAGCUCUGGGAUGUGAAGAGAAAGGAGACAGUACCCUUCCAUCCAGCUGUAUCUUCAAAAGGCACCCAGAGUUUCCUGCCAAAGCUGUGCAUAGAAGCUUCUUUGCAAAACGUGGCAGUGGGUAGAUAUAAACAUAGUGCCCUUGAGGAUAUACAAUUAAUGAUAGACUGGAAAAAUGAUGGGGAGAGUAAAGGGCAUCAAAGAUGUCAUGAAGGUUAUAAAACAUUUUGGAAAACAUCCCUUCUUAAGUCUGCUUCUUCUGCAAAGCAAUGUGUUUCUAUAAGCAAGGGCUCAAAUCAAAUGGUAAAACAUACAUAUUUGCAGAAUGAAAAGUUGGAAAAUCUGGAAAGUUACCUAGUCCAUGCUAAAAAUAAUCAUUUGAACCAUCCUGAAAGUAGGAUUGGAUUGACCUUUGAGUCAAAUAUUUCUGAAAAUCAGAGAUUUAAAAAUGAAGAACAAAGUGCUAAGUGGGAUCCAUUUGAGAAGUCUUUCACAGAGGAGUUGACUCUACAAAAUUAUCAGAAUAUAUUCAAUGAAAACAGAAUUGCUCAAUGUAGUGAAUCUGACAAAAAAUUUAACCAGGGUACAAAUGUAAAUAAACAUGUGAGGAUUCAUUUUCCAGAGAACCAUUAUGAUGGUGAUAAAUGUGAGGAAGUUUGUUAUCAAAGCUCCAAACUUAUUAUACAUAAGAGUAGCCCUGUGGGAGAGAAUCUUUAUAAACAUAAUGAAUGUGGGAAAUCUGGUAACCAGUUCUUCAGUGUUGGUGAUUAUCAGAGAAUUCACAUGGAAAAAAACUCAUACAGAUGUUAUAAACAUGAGAACAUGUUUAGUCAAGAAUCAGGACUAAAUAUAUAUAACACAGUUGGUACUGGACAGGAAACUUCUAUUUCUAAGGAAUGUGGCAAAGCCUCUGACUGGCACUCAUCACUAUCUCAACAACAGCCAAUGCAUACUAGAGAAAAACCUUACAAAUGUAAAGAAUAUAGCAAGGUCUUUAUUCACCACUCAUAUCUUACUCAACAUCACAAAAUUCACAGUGGUGAAAAACCUUACCAAUGUGAAGAAUGUGGCAAGGCCUUUAACCAGCGCUCAGCACUUAUUAGACAUCAAAGAAUUCACACUGGAGAGAAACCUUAUCAAUGUGAAGAAUGUGGCAAGGCCUUUAACCAGUACUCAAACCUUAUUCAACAUCACAGAAUUCAUACUGGAGAGAGACAUUACCAAUGUGAAGAAUGUGGCAAGGCCUUUAACCAGCAGUCAAACCUUACUCAACAUCAUAGAAUUCACAGUGGUGAAAAACCUUACCAAUGUAAAGAAUGUGGCCAGGCCUUUAACCAGCAUGCAAACCUUACUCGACAUCACAGAAUUCACACUGGAGAGAAACCUUACAUAUGUAAAGAAUGUGGCAAGGCCUUUAACCGGCAUUCAUACCUUAUUCGACAUCACAGAAUUCACACUGGAGAGAAACCUUACAAAUGUGAAGAAUGUGGCAAGGCCUUUAGCCAGCAAUCAAAGCUUCCUGAACAUCACAGAAUUCAUACUGGAGAGAAACCUUUCAUAUGCGAAGCAUGUGGCAAGGCUUUUAAACGGCGCUCACACCUGACUCAACAUCAUAGAAUUCAUAUUUGAGAGAAAACUUAGACAUGUAAAGAAUAUGUCCAUACCUUUAUGCAGCACUCACACUGAGUCAACAUCACAGAAUUCAUACUUGAGGAAAACCUUACCAAAGUAAAAAAUGUGGGAAGGCUUUUAAUUGCUGUUCAACCUUUACUUAUUAGCACAAAUUUCAUGGUGGAGCAAACCUUAUGAAUUUAAAGAAUAUAAGAAAACUUUUAAGGACUACUAACCCUUACUCUACAUCAGAGAAUUCAUAUUGGAGAGUAACCAUAAAAUUGUUAAGAAUGUGGUAAGGCCUUUAAGCAGUGUUAAACCCUGAUUCCUCAUCAGAGAAUAUAUGCUAGAGAGGAUUUUGCAAAUAUGAAGAAUUUGGCGGGAUCCCUGGGUGGCCCAGCGGUUUGGCGCCUGCCUUUGGCACAGGGCGCGAUCCUGGAGACCUGGGAUCGAGUCCCACAUCGGGCUCCCGGUGCAUGGAGCCUGCUUCUCCCUCUGCCUGUGUCUCUGCCUCUCUCUCUCUUUCUCUCUGUGACUAUCAUAAAUAAAUAAAAGUUAAAAAAAUUAAAAAAAAAAAAAAGAAUUUGGCAAGGUCUUUAAUAAGAGGCCAAGCCUCAUUCAACAUCACAAAAUUUAUACUGGGAAAAAACUUAUAAAGAAUAUGGGAAAACUUUUAAACUUCUCAACCCUUUUCAGCAUCUUAGAAUUUAUUUAUUUAUUUUUUUUUCAUCUUAGAAUUUAUAUUGAGGAGGAACAUUACAAUGUAGAGUAUUACAAGCCUCUAGUUGGAACUGAUAACUUACUCAAUAUCAUAGCUAUCAUACAGGAUGGAAACUGUAAAAUGAAGGGAAUGUUGUAGUGCUUUUAAUUGGAAUUCGGUCCUUACUAAAUACCACAAAAUGCACACUAGAUUCAAACCCUAGAGACAUAACAAAUAAGGAAAGACUGUUAUUUUAAAUAUGUACUUCAGCAAACACCUGAGUGCAUAAAGGAAAUAGCUUUAAAGAUGUAAAUAUUUAGAAAUGUAUGUAAGUGAACAUCAAAUGUCAAUAAAUAUCACAGAAAUCAAGUAGAAAGCAGUACAUGAGUCCAUCUGUUCAGAUAUUACAUAAAAAUACUCAUAAGGAAUAAUAACAAAGUUAAAAUGUUAGAAAAUGUAUAUGCUAUUAUGCUUGAAAAGAUUUAGUGGAUGGAGUUUUUUAUAUAAGUAUAAUUAAUAUCCAUAUAUCCUUUUUUUUUCCUUGAUCCUACCUGGGAUUUGUGACUUGCAAAUAUUAAUGUAUUUCUACUCUCAAAUCAUUUCAGAAAAUUCAUUUAUUCUUAGUGUGUGAAAGUAUGUGUCUGAUUGUUGCUGUAUGAAACAUGAGAUGCCCUGUUUCAUUAGGUGGGACUCAUGUGUAUCUAGUUUUCCAUGGAAGAGGAAGGGCAAUAUAAUAUGCAGUAUUUGAAGAAAAUCUAAAUAGAGAUGCUGUUUGUGUUAUAAUAUUAAUGUCAGUUAUAAUGAAAGAGGUGUUCAGAACAUCAUUCUCCAUGUAUUAAAACUAAGAAUUUCCUGCAUAUUAUAAAUAAAAUAUUUUACCAAAAUAAAAUAAAAUAAAAUAAAAUAAAAUAAAAUAAAAUAUUUUACCAGCUGAUAUUUGAGGAAAAACAGAUGGCAGUCCAGUAAAAUACUGAUGUGUCCUCAUAAUAGGUGUAGUUAGAAGUAGAGGAUGUCACUUGAUGUGCUUGAAAUGAAGAAGUCCUUAAAGAUAUCAAAAGAGAUUACUCUUUCCUAAAAUAGCAAAGGAUUAGACAUAUACAAUUUUUAAGAAUUAUGUCAUGCCUGAAAACUAUGGAAAUCACUACUCCCACGUCAUGAUAUCAGCACCCAAAUGCUUUUUAACGCUUGUAUUCUGUAUUUCCAAAAAGGAUUACAAAGUGCAUUUGAAAUGCACAACUUAGUCUAUGUGUGAUUUUAAUAUAUUUUAAUUAAUAAAACAUAAUGAUUUUUAAUGUAUUACCACGAAUGAGUAAUGAAUGAAGUGUUAUCCCACCACCGAUGUAAACCUAUCUCAUUUUAUAGAAGGUUGUAUGUAAUCCAUUUUAUCUAUCACCUAUUUGGUAAUGGAGUGGAAUAAUAUACCUAGGAAUCCAUUUUCUCAGUGGCCUUAAAUUUUAAGUAAUGUGUGAUUAUUUUUCCCCUAAUUUAUCUAUCAUCAUUUUCUCUUCCUAGGAAGUGGUGGGACGUUGUAAUGGACAUAUUACAAAUUAUAUGGGGGUCAUAUUGACUGAUUAGUUCAAGUACUCCAUAUUAAUGCUACUUGGGAUAUAGUUUGUGUAGGCAGUACUUUUGCAGGGGCCUUGAACUGACAGCAGCCCUUCUCACUAGUGCAUUCCCUACACAACACGCAGCAGUCACCAGUUAAUGUAAUUUCUGUUCACAUCCUCAGUCCACCUUUGUGAGCAACCAUAUCCCCUUUCUACCAUGACUCUCCCUUAUAUGUCCUUUAAAGAAGACUCCCACAGUGCUUACCUAAAUCUGUUUUGUUUUGUUUUGUUUGAUUUAUUUAUUUAUUUAUUUAUUUAUUUAUUUAUAGAUUUUAUUUAUAGAUUUUAU
Molecule: messenger RNA, 5786 nt
Organism: Canis lupus familiaris (dog)
Lineage: Eukaryota; Metazoa; Chordata; Mammalia; Carnivora; Canidae
Product: zinc finger protein 678-like
Exons: 6
Coding region: 1391-3208 (605 amino acids)
Biological process (GO): regulation of DNA-templated transcription
Source: RefSeq, a predicted model, not a curated record